AUGCUGCGAAGGCAAGCUGGAGAAGAAGACAGCGUGGUGCUGAUCGACAUGGUCUCCCCCGAAGCAGGCAACGGGUGCUCCUAUGGGAGCACAGCCCAAGCCUCAGAGGCAGGUAAACAGCAGCCCAGCAGAGUUGGGAGCUCUGCCAAACCCCUAAUUGAUUUUGUUCUUGUUUGGGAAGAAAACCUGAGGAACCAAGAGAACUCCACGCAGGACAAGACAGACACACAUGAGGUCUGGCGGAAGACUUUUCUGGAAAAUCUUUGUUUGGCUGGCCUGAAAAUAGAUCAGCAUGAUGUCCAGGACGAGGUCUCUGCAGUUCAUUACGUCCUCCUCAGCGCACCCUGGGCUGUGCUCUGUUACUAUGCAGAAGACCUGCGCCUGAAGCUGCCUCUGCAGGAGUUACCCAACCAGGCUUCCAACUGGUCAGCGACCCUUCUGGAGUGGCUGCGCAUCCCCAAUAUCCUGCUGGAGCAUGUACCUGACACGCCCCCGGAGUAUUACUCCUGCCAGUUCAAAGCAAGCAAGCUGCAAUGGUUCCUUGGGAGUGACAACCAAGAUACCUUCUUCACCAGCACCAAGAGGCACCAGAUUCUAUUUGAGAUCCUGGCUAAGACUCCAUACGGCCACGAGAAGAAAGGCUUGUUCGGGAUUGAUCAGCUGCUGGCAGAAGGUGUAUUCAGUGCCGCCUUCCCUCUGCAUGACGGCCCAGUCUCUGCAGUCCCAGGGAGCUCGAAGCUCUUGGGUCUCACCCAGCGCCAAGUCUUACUCCAGCACUGGGCUCGCUGGGGCAAGUGGCACAAGUACCAACCACUGGACCAUGUGCGGAGGUACUUUGGGGAGAAGGUGGCUCUCUACUUUGCCUGGCUUGGGUUUUACACUGGUUGGCUCCUGCCUGCCGCAGUGGUGGGCACAGUGGUCUUCCUGGUGGGCUGUUUCCUGGUGUUCUCAGACAUACCAACGCAGGAGCUGUGCCACAGCUCGGACAGCUUCGACAUGUGCCCACUGUGCCCGGACUGUUCUUUUUGGCUGCUUUCCAGUGCCUGCACCCUGGCCCAGGCUGGGCGUCUCUUCGACCAUGGCGGCACCGUCUUCUUCAGUUUGUUCAUGGCACUGUGGGCAGUGCUGCUUCUGGAGUACUGGAAGCGGAAGAAUGCCACGUUGGCUUACCGCUGGGACUGCUCUGACUAUGAAGACAUCGAGGAGAGGCCUCGGCCCCAGUUCGCCGCAACGGCUCCCAUGACAGCCCUGAACCCCAUCACGGGGGAAGAUGAACCCUACUUUCCUGAGAAGAACCGUGUACGCCGCAUGCUGGCUGGUUCUGUGGUGCUUAUGAUGAUGGUGGCUGUGGUGAUUAUGUGCCUUGUAUCUAUUAUCCUGUACCGGGCUGUCAUGGCUAUCAUCGUGUCCAAGUCAAACAAUGCCUUCCUCUCGGCCUGGGCUUCACGGAUUGCCAGCUUCACAGGGUCGGUGGUGAACCUUGUCUUGAUCCUCAUCCUCUCCAAGGUCUAUGUGGUCCUGGCCCAGGUCCUAACAAGAUGGGAGAUGCACCGGACGCAGACUGCGUUUGAGGAUGCCUUCACGCUCAAGGUGUUCGUCUUCCAGUUUGUGAACUUCUACGCUUCACCCGUGUACAUUGCCUUCUUCAAGGGCAGGUUUGUGGGAUACCCUGGCAACUACCACACCUUGUUUGGAGUCCGAAAUGAGGAGUGUCCAGCCGGAGGCUGCCUUAGUGAGCUGGCACAGGAGCUCCUGGUCAUCAUGGUGGGCAAACAGAUCAUCAAUAACGUGCAAGAGGUUCUUGUCCCCAAGCUGAAAGGCUGCUGGCAGAAGUACUCCAGGAGGAAGAAGGCUGCAACAGGGACCCAGCCAGCACCUUGGGAGGCCGACUACGAGUUGUUGCCUUGUGAGGGGCUGUUUCAUGAAUACCUUGAAAUGGUGCUGCAGUUUGGAUUCGUCACCAUCUUCGUGGCCGCCUGCCCGCUGGCGCCGCUUUUUGCCCUACUCAACAACUGGGUGGAGAUCCGCCUGGAUGCUCGCAAGUUCGUGUGUGAGUACCGGCGCCCCGUGGCGGAGCGCGCCCAGGACAUCGGCAUCUGGUUCCACAUCCUAGCGGGCCUCACACACCUCGCAGUCAUCAGCAAUGCCUUCCUGCUGGCCUUCUCCUCCGACUUCCUGCCACGUGUCUACUACAGCUGGACGCGCGCCCCAGACCUGCAUGGCUUCCUCAAUUUCACGCUGGCCCGAGCGCCGCCCACUUUCACCUCGGCCCACAACCGCACUUGCAGGUACCGGGCUUUUCGGGAUGAUGAUGGACACUAUUCUCCGACUUACUGGACUCUCCUGGCCAUCCGCCUGGCCUUUGUCAUCGUGUUUGAGCAUGUGGUGUUCUCCAUUGGCCGUUUUCUGGAUCUCUUGGUUCCUGACAUCCCAGAAUCCGUGGAGAUCAAGGUGAAGCGGGAAUACUACUUAGCUAAACAGGCACUGGCUGAGAAUGAGGUCACAGCGGGGAUUACCGGAGGCAGACACUUGCCUAGAAAACUGUUGAAGGUGCACCAAGAGACAGCUCACUACUGUGGGUCUUCUGGAGACCAUGGCUGUGCUCCCGGCCCCAACUCUACUCCUCCCCACCCGUGGUUUAGAAUAACCACGACCCUUGGCAGCCACGGUCCUCUGCUCACACAUUCUGCUCCGUCACCACCCCUGCUGUUCCUUAAGAGAGAGAUCUGCUGACCUUAGGGGCUAUCCCCUACUGCCAUUCCUAAGUCCCAUGAGCCUGCAACUUGUCUCUCAUCCUCCCCUCUCCUCAUCCCCUCACCCACGCCUCUCAAGGCAAAAAGGUCUGUCUGAAAUGCUGGCUUCUGUGGCUCUCAGUUUUGCUGACCAUUGUACUCAGUAUCUUGUUCUUCCUUUGCUUCACCUAUCCUCUCCCCAAUAUCACUAAUGAAGUUCCUAUCUCUAAACCAAAGGCUGAGGGCCCUCUGUAUGCAUUCCUGAAUCUUAGAGAGGAGGAAGUGGCUUCACUCUUCCUCACCCCCACCAUGGCAAAACUCUUCUGCCAACUGAACGGUUAGACUCUGGGGUCCCUGCCUUCUCAGGGCUUUGCUCCGUUCUUUUGCAGCAUUGCUGUGGUAGUAUAGUGUCGGAUCACCCCUCCAGAUCCACUGCCUUUCCUCACAUGGUCAUUACCAGGCACACCAGGCUCUUACACCUGAUACCAUGUCCCAGGCCACAGUCCUAGGAUGUCUGCUUACCUCUGUCAGCUGUUAGCUAAACAGGCACUGGCUGAGAAUGAGGUGAGUCCCAAGCCCAACCUGUUGGCCUUACAGCCCAGAACCACACACUCAGGUCACAUGACUAAAGCAAGAACCUCAAUGUCUGCCUAAGUCAGUCCUAGCAGCACAUCUGUCAGGGUUCUUUGCUAUCGUGGCCUCUAUCCUGACAGACCGAGGACCUCUGCAGGAUACCCUUUGCCUCCUGUGUGCUUUCUGGUGCUGGGCCAGAAACUCUACACAAGUACGGAAAGGGAAAGGCUAUGGAAUGCAGUCUUCUUACCCCUUACAGUGCAAAACAGAAAACACAACAGAUUCCUGUGACACCUAGUGGGCCUGUCCUCCCCCCCCCCCCCCCACACACACAGUGUUUACAUACAGUUGCUUCUUAGAUUGGGCACAAUGUGGGUGGGCCUUUCCGGUUGCUUGCCUUCUGUUGCUGGGUUCAGUUGUUACUGUCAGUUGCCAGUUCUUUCCUAAUUUAGCCAACCACUCAUGAUGGAUAUGUUAUGGGCCUUUCCUGCCAUUCUACCAUGCUGGAAUAAAGGUUUGAAAGUCA
Messenger RNA from Apodemus sylvaticus (European woodmouse), 3831 nucleotides. RefSeq names its product anoctamin 7 (gene Ano7). The transcript is spliced from 23 exons. Gene Ontology annotation, molecular function: protein dimerization activity; chloride channel activity. Bases 1 to 2733 code for a protein of 910 amino acids. The record is from RefSeq and is a predicted model, not a curated record. Gene Ontology annotation, biological process: calcium activated phospholipid scrambling; chloride transmembrane transport. NCBI's taxonomy places the organism in Eukaryota, Metazoa, Chordata, Mammalia, Rodentia, Muridae. Gene Ontology annotation, cellular component: plasma membrane.